AAACUUUUCCACCUUAUCAUUUCACCACUACUCCCAGCAUGCUUACACGCUGCAUGCCCAGACUUCAAACAGUUGCUGCUGCUGCUGCCGGCUUCCACAAAAUGAAGUUCCGGACUUUUCCGCCAGCCAGGGUCGCCAUUACGGGAGCUCGAGGUUCCGUCGGCACCAAUUUGGCAUUCAGGAUUGCUAUGGGCGAUAUGCUUGGUGUGAAUCAGCCUGUAAUCCUCCACCUAUAUUCUAGAGACCGCGAAGCUCUGCGUGGUCUGGUGCUCGAAUUGGAAGAUACCUGCGCUCCACUUCUCGCUAAGGUGGUCGCUACUGAUAAUUACGAGGAGGCUUUUGGCGAUGCUGACUACGCCUGUUUGGUCGGCUCGCCGCCACGACAGGCCGGUAUGGAGCGAUCGGACCUGUUGCAAGUAUCAGGAGCUCUAUUCAAACAGGAGGGUUCGAUUCUUGGUGAAGUUGCUAAUAGGAAUUGCAAGGUUGUGGUGGUCGGCAAUCCUGCCAACACGAACGCUCUCAUUGCUGCCUCCAAUUCCAAGCACGUCCCGGCUGAGAACUUCACAGCGAUGACUCGCCUUGAUCACAACAGAGGUCUGGUCCAACUCGCUCAUUGCAUCAAUGGUCAUCAUGAGGGACUGGACGUUCAUCCGACUCAUAUUGACAACUUCGUCAUUUGGGGUAAUCACUCCCCAAAUAUGUAUCCCGAUGUCAACCAUGCUACCGUCAGAGGGAGGAAGAUUAAGGAUCUUGUCCCUCACCCUGACUGGAUCAAGAAUGAGUUCAUGACUCGUGUUCAGCAAAGAGGAAAGGAGAUCAUCGAAGCUGCUGGCAAGUCCUCUGCUCCAUCGGCGGCUAUGUCGUGUGUCGACCAAAUGCGCGACUGGGCAUUGGGGUCCGACAAUAAGUGGGUGUCUAUGGCUGUCAUUGGGAAGAAUAAGGAGAGCUAUGCGAUUGACUCGUAUGGUGUUGAUACUGAUCUGUGUUUCUCCUUCCCCGUCAUCACCGAUGGUGAGAGUUGGACCAAGGUUGGCGGCCUGGAAAUGACCGAGUUCGGGUAUUCGAUGCUCCAGCGUAACAUUCAAGAGUUGAAAGCCGAACGUGAUAUGGUUCGCAACUUGAUGGGAUGGUAAAAGUUUCCGUACGAGAAGACAUUUGCACCGCAACGACCGAAGUUGACGGUCAUUAAGGUUUACCGCUAUUCUAUAUUCUAUUAUGCAAUGUGUGACUAUUACUACCCCUAUUCGACGACGACGAUGACGAUCAACGUAACGUAUGUAUAUCAUCGUAAUAA
Perkinsus marinus ATCC 50983 is the source of this 1294-nucleotide messenger RNA. Its product is annotated as malate dehydrogenase, putative. Gene Ontology annotation, biological process: malate metabolic process; tricarboxylic acid cycle; oxaloacetate metabolic process. Lineage: Eukaryota; Perkinsozoa; Perkinsida; Perkinsidae. The record is from RefSeq and is a predicted model, not a curated record. The coding region runs from base 39 to 1133 and encodes 364 amino acids. Gene Ontology annotation, molecular function: L-malate dehydrogenase (NAD+) activity. The transcript has 8 exons.